Molecule: messenger RNA, 1455 nt
Organism: Microthlaspi erraticum
Lineage: Eukaryota; Viridiplantae; Streptophyta; Magnoliopsida; Brassicales; Brassicaceae
Source: the annotation of a GenBank genome assembly
AUGAGAGAUGAAUCGAAGGCGGACGAUGAUGAUGAAAGGAAGAAAGUGUAUCCCAAGGCGGAGAGGUAUGUGGAUAAGGCGGACGAAACUGGAAAGCCGAUAGUGGCUUUGUCCGAAGCUGCUUGCUCCCUCUCUCGUUACCGCAACGACGAAGGAUGGCAGAGAAUCAUAAACGCGAAGCGCGUCUUUCCCGAGGUCAAGAGGAGGUAUGUGGAUCCGAAGGAAAAGCCGAUAGUGGCUUUGUCGAUAGCAGCUUUCUCCAGAGCUGCGGCAGAGAUUAAUCCUGUAGAUCUUUCGACUUUCAUCGAAAAAUUACGGGCCGAUUGUUGGUUGAGUCCGGAGGAACAGACUUUGAGAUUUAUGGCUUACUAUACGGAAAAACUUUCCCAAGUGUCAAUUCCAUGGAUGAAGAUGUUCAAUGAGUCUAGUGUAUCCACGCUGAUCGAGGUUCCCUUAUCUCAUAUUCCUACAUGUGUCUACCAAAAAUCAGUUGAUUGGAUGAACAAACUUCCAUUAGUGUCACUCACUGGCCUUGUACGGUUUGCGCUCACACGCAUUCACGCUGAUUGGGUAGCACAAGAUAAUUUUUCCAUAUCUGAGGAGGCGAUAUUUAUUGGAUUAGCGAUGGUAUUGCGUAGUAACCCGCAUGCUUUGACUCCUCCUUUUUUGGCGAUGCUGAGGGAGAGUCCUAUGUAUCAAGGGGAGGACAAGCUCGGGCUUAUAGUUUGGAUUGUGGCGCAGGCCUCCAAAGGUGAUAUAGGUUGUGGAUUGUAUUCAUGGGCGCAUGUCUUGUUACCACUAGUCCAUAAUUACAAGAGCUGCAGUCUUCAGUCAAUGGAUCUCAUCCUCCAAUUUGUUGAGAUCAUUUUGUCGAAUCCAGAGGCGACCAUACUUGUAAAUCGACCUUCUAGGGAGGGAGAGCGGCUGAUUCCAGCUUCUUCCUUUGAGAUCCUGGAUACAAAGAGGUUUGAGGCAGUUUAUCCCUUGUUGAAAGAAGUAGCCCUUGCACCAGAGAGUGGAGAAAACGCUGUGGGACAGAUAUUCAAUUUCUCCUUGAAAUUAGCUGGAGAAGAAGGAAACCCUGGUCUAGCCAAGGAAGCUGCAGCAAUCGCUAUCCGGUGUGUGACAGAAAACCUUGAUUGCUUCAAGGAGUGGGAUAUUCUCUACGAGGAGCAUCUAGAAGCUAGCGUUGCUCUUCUUAGAGAGCUUGUAGAUCAAUCCCCUGAGUUAUCAUCAUCACCUUAUCAUGCUCACACUGUCAAUCGAACUUUGAAGAGCUUCAGGCUAAAGAACGAAAAAUAUUGGUCACUUCACAAAGAAGCUGACAAGUCGUGCAAACUCAUCUCUGGGAGGCUCUCCCCUCCAAGUGGAAGUGGCAUAAAACAGGCUGCUCUUCUGGUUCUAGCCAGUGCUUCAGGAGCCGCCGCACUUACUCUCUUUCUACUAUGCUUUUGA